Messenger RNA from Carassius auratus (goldfish), 990 nucleotides. RefSeq names its product T-cell surface antigen CD2-like. Bases 1 to 990 code for a protein of 329 amino acids. NCBI's taxonomy places the organism in Eukaryota, Metazoa, Chordata, Actinopteri, Cypriniformes, Cyprinidae. The transcript is spliced from 7 exons. The record is from RefSeq and is a predicted model, not a curated record.
AUGUCCAUCAGACAGUCUGGGGAUGGAGGAGGACCUAAGAAGCACAAUGAAAGCAGCUCAAGGAAACAAGUAAAGAAUCAUAAAAGCCAGCGGCAGAACAGGAAGAAGCCCUUCACCUACAAAAAACCUGCUCUGAAUGGCCAUUCUCGUGUGUUUGGUGCUGAAGCAAAUGAAAUGCUUUCAGUGUCAGUGAUGGAGGGAGAUUCUGUCACUCUAAACACUGAUCUUACUGAAUUUAAUGACGGCAGGAUAGUGUUGAAAUUUGGAGCUGAAAAGUCUCUCAUAGCAAUGAUGAAAAGGAACAAACAAAACUCUACAUUUGAUGUUCUUGACGGGAGAUUCAGAGACAGACUGAAGCUGGACAGACAGACUGGAUCUCUGACCAUCACAAACAUCAGAACUCAACACGCUGGACUCUAUGAAGUAGACAUAAGUGGAGCUAAAAAGUCAUCAAAAACAUUCAAUGUUUCUGUCUAUGCUCAGGUGUCUGUUCCUGUCAUUAGCAGUAACUCUUCACAAUGUUCUUCAUCAUCAUCUUCAUCACAGCAGAAUUGUUCAUUGUUGUGUUCAGUGGUGAAUGUGGGUCAUGUGACUCUCUCCUGGUACAAAGGAAACAGUUUAUUGUCCAGCAUCAGUGUGUCUGAUCUCAGCAUCAGUCUCUCUCUACCUCUGGAGGUGGAAUAUCAGGAGAAAAACAGCUACAGCUGUGUGAUCAACAAUCACAUCAGAAACCAGACCACACAUCUGGACAUCACUCAACUCUGUCACACAUGUUCAGAUCAGAGCCUACCCAUGCUGUACAUAGUGCUGAUCUCUGCUGUUGUUGGAUCUCUGUUGAUUGUCGCUGCUGUCUUGAUCUUCUGCAUCUGCAGGAAAUGUAGAAAAUCUGAUCAAGAAGGCAAGGUUCAGAGUUUUGAAGAAGAGAUCACUUACGUUGAUCCAACAUUCCACAAGCGAAAACCCCAAUCGUCUCUCAUCAGAUUUUUAUGA